AUGUCAAGGCUCCUGAGAGGUCUCUUCUGUGUCAUUGAGACAUUCCACAAGUAUGCCAGCGAGGACGGUGACAACAAGGCGAGGCUGACCCGCAGAGGGCUGAGGCGGCUCCUUGAGGGAGAGAUUGGGGACUUCCUUCAGCCACAUGUCUUUAAUUCUGUGGAGAGAAAGUUGAACCUUCUGAAUAUUGACAGAGAUGGUACCAUCAGUUUUGAGGACUUUCUCCUUGUAAUCUUCAGCUUAUCAAAUCUCUUUUAUUUUGACAUACCAUUACUACAUUCUGAACCAAGACUGAUGUCUAAAUCAGAGAAGAUGGAUACUAUGGAUUUUCAGGCAAUCACUGGAACUAAAGUAAGGCUGAUAUUGCCAUCAGAAAUGGCACCAUCAGUUCAGCCCAGCAAUGAAGAAGUUGAGGCAGAUGGGCACGCUAAGGUGAGCCCACAGGAAGAUGUUAAGACUCACAAACUGCCAAGAGAGUUGUCUGAACCCAGUGACCCUGUGAACAAACAGCCAGAAGAUGACCAGAAAGCUGAACAAAAGGUACCAACAACAGAAUAUGAUGGAGUCCAAUUUAAGAGAAAUACACCAGUAGAAGUAUCUAAACAGAGUAGCGGUCCAACACAGGAGGUCCCCAGAGAGAGAGGUAAGACAGCCAGGAGGCAAAGUGACACCAUGGUAAGAGACCAUGUAGCACAGAGGCCAUCUGAAGAUGAGGGGUGUGCUUCUACAGCACAUGACUCAUUCCCACGAAAAGAAGACAAAGCUGAGUCAGAGCCAGUAGAAGUUGCUACUGGGAAACCAUCUCAGACACAGGAAUCUUUUGAGCCCAAGGACGAUGCUAGAAGAUCUGAGACUCGAGAACCAGGAAAGGAUGCUAGAAAAAUAUCACCUGAAACUACAAAUUUAGAGGAGCCCAAGGCUGACAGUAGAACAGCCGAGACCCACGCAUUGCCAGCACAAGAAGGAAAACAUGAAACACAGGGCCAGUCCAUCCAAAGUGGGAAUAGAAAUGCUUCAGAAACAUCUAGCAGAGGCAAAUGGGAGGAGGGGCAGAAAGAACAUGAAAGAAAAACUGGACCCCCAGCACCAGAAACCCAAACACAGAAUGAGAAGUGUCAAGAAAAUGGUGCUGAAAAGGGAUCUGAUGCACAAGAUCCAAGCUCUGAAGACGGAAAUCAGAAUCUCCCUGCAACUAAGAAAGAAUCCAUCUCAGGAAAAGAGGCAAGACCCAAUGAGAAAGACACAGCAGAUGCAUUUGUGAUCAACAGAAACAGCCCUGCAGCUGAAGAGACACUGGAAACAAGAGAAAGGUCCCAAGACCAAGCACCACUUGAGAAUCAAUCUCAAGCAAAAAGUCACAGGGCCCCUAGGACACAUGACAAGGCAGUCAAGAAAGAGGACCACAAUGAGGGGGAGGAUCUUGAGUUAUUAGUUACACAGAGUGAUGUGGGCUCUUGUGAAACUCCCAACAGUCUGGCUCCAGAGGUAGGUAAAAGUAGUUCAGAGACAGGUGAGCCACAAGUAACAGGGGAUUCACAUAGUCGGGUAGACUCUCAUGGAGAGUCUAAGCAUGGAAGUCACAAUAACAACCCAGAUACCCAGAAGCAGGGAGCACCAGAUGAGAGAAGCAGAGCGCGGGAGGAGGUAGAGCUGUCAACCCAGGAAGACAGACAGCUCCCAGAGGAAAAGGAACAGACUACCAGAGAGAACCAUGGUGGUCUGAGCUCAAGAACUGAAAGAGGCCCAGAGGCAUCUGUAGAGCCCAGUGAAGGAGGGGAGGUUCUGGAGGCCACAGCAGGAAGUGAAAACAGAAAAUCCCUAAAGGCAGAGUAUACAGGAGCCCAGUGA
This is a messenger RNA of Psammomys obesus (fat sand rat), 1848 nucleotides long. It is a transcript of the gene Tchhl1, whose product is annotated as trichohyalin like 1. Lineage: Eukaryota; Metazoa; Chordata; Mammalia; Rodentia; Muridae. The coding region runs from base 1 to 1848 and encodes 615 amino acids. The transcript has 2 exons. The record is from RefSeq and is a predicted model, not a curated record.